AUGGGUCGACAGAAGGAGCUGGUGGCCCGCUGCGGGGAGAUGCUGCACAUCCGCUACCGGCUGCUCCGCCAGGCGCUGGCCGAGUGCCUGGGGACCCUCAUCCUCGUGAUGUUUGGCUGUGGCUCCGUGGCCCAGGUUGUGCUCAGCCGGGGCACCCAUGGUGGCUUCCUCACCAUCAACCUGGCUUUCGGCUUUGCUGUCACUCUGGCCAUCCUGGUCGCUGGUCAGGUCUCCGGAGCCCAUCUGAACCCUGCUGUGACCUUUGCCAUGUGCUUUCUGGCACGUGAGCCAUGGAUCAAAUUGCCCAUCUACGCCUUGGCUCAGACUCUGGGAGCCUUCCUGGGUGCUGGGAUCGUUUUUGGGCUGUAUUAUGAUGCAAUCUGGGCCUUCGCCAACAAUGAGCUUAUAGUCACCGGCCCCAAUGGCACAGCUGGCAUCUUUGCCACCUAUCCCUCCGGACACUUGGACAUGGUCAACGGCUUCUUUGACCAGGACCGGCCGCCACUGGUGGUGGGUGCCCAUCGUGUCUCCUCUGCUGGGCUCCAUCGCGGGCGUCUUGGUGUACCAGCUCAUGAUUGGUUGCCACCUGGAGCCGCCCCCACCCUCCACCGAGGAAGAGAACGUGAAGCUGGCCCAAGUGAAGCACAAGGAGUAGAUCUGAGUGGGCAGGGGACACCCCCCCUCCGGCAACCUCCCGGAACAUCCACUGACUUUGCAGGGGCUGCUCCCUAGAAGCCCCUCACGAGCCCUCUCCCAGGCUAAGAAGCUCUUUGUCUACACCCCACCCCAGUGGACAGCCUCCUCUCAGGAUUUCCCACUGGAUUCCGCCCACAUAGGAUCUUAGGCCACUGCCCUUAAGCUGGUGGGACAGGGAGUAGGGUCACCCUAUUCCUUUGUCUCCCAGAGGCUGAGGAUGGGCGACUGGUGUGUGAGUGUGUGUGCACAGGCAUGUGUGUGGGUUCCUGGAUCUUCAGGACAAGGGAUCAAGCUGGGUGGGGGAGGCGAGAGGGUGGAGGGGGU
Talpa occidentalis (Iberian mole) is the source of this 1020-nucleotide messenger RNA. RefSeq names its product aquaporin 3 (Gill blood group) (gene AQP3). Gene Ontology annotation, biological process: glycerol transmembrane transport; water transport. Lineage: Eukaryota; Metazoa; Chordata; Mammalia; Eulipotyphla; Talpidae. Bases 1 to 732 code for a protein of 243 amino acids. The transcript is spliced from 5 exons. Gene Ontology annotation, molecular function: urea transmembrane transporter activity; glycerol channel activity; water channel activity. The record is from RefSeq and is a predicted model, not a curated record. Gene Ontology annotation, cellular component: basolateral plasma membrane; plasma membrane.